CCCACGCCGAGCCAAAGACAGCCCUGCAUGAACGUCAGUUCGUAACAUGGUUAGCGCGCAGGCUGGCAAUAAAACUGUCAGAAGUACAAGCAAACUUGGGUUAACGCGACGGACGCACUCAAUAUAUUUAAUGGGUGAAUUUCUUCAACGCUGCCUGGAUACAAUUUUCUCAUAAAGCUUGUUGAAGUUUCACUGAUUUACUUGAGAGCCACGAAUCCAGAGCGCAUCAACACAGCGGUUGGUAACCCCUCUUUCCAAGGGGGCAUCGACACACCUCGCGCUGUAGACACUGUGGCAUGUUACAGCUCUCAUUGGUAAAUACAGAGGGUGUACAGGACAAUGCGACUGGUGCUAUAUUUCUCCAUUUCAAACACAGGGAAAGUGUAGCUUCAUUUGGUUAUCCAUUAAAUAGCGUCUGCUUGGACUGUUGUGGGACCAAUUCAUAACCAAAAGGAUUGUCUUACGGUUGAAAAGUAUUCGGGUAGUACUUUUUCUGAUGUUUCAAUAGGAAACAUCAGAUCAGAACAGAGGAUGCUUCACUACAUAUGAACUACAUGCUGGGACCACUCAAGUCUUGUGAGACAUAGUAUAGAGACCUUUGGAAACAACCGAAUAUUCAGGUGUCUGUUGUUGUCUUUCAGCAGAAGGAAAUCUGAACAGAACGUUCUAAAUGGACGUGCGUAAAGGACAUUUCGCACAUAACUUAGUAGGGUUCUGAAGACAUUUGUUAUCUUACUUCUCACUGUUCAUACGAGAGCAAAAACACCUAAUUAUCCUGUGGCUAAAAUCGAAAAACAAGGUUGUCAUGCUUCAAUUGAAGCUUGGACUUUCGGGAAGCAAAACCAGAACAAAAGCUGUGCAGUACUAAUACUUCCCAUCUGGACAUCACACCUGAAUGCUUAACUGACCAACACAGCUUUGACAGGAAAACAGUGAACACACAUCAACAAUCAAUAUUAGCACAUGCUGUGCUUCAUCCAACUGGGAAUCUGCAAAUGCCUUGUUCUUUAUCGCAUUGAGUGGUGAAUUUCUAAGGCCAAGCCAAAAACAUUUGGAAUGAAGUAGUGAAGCAGACUUUUCCCCCCUUGAUGUAGAUCAUGUUAACAUUCUAGUUAACCCUCAAUAUCAACAAGACUGGACCGCCCAGGCUUUGGAGCUGAGCGCAAAUUAAAUUAACCCUGGUUCAGCUUAAAAUGAAGACAGAGUGAGCCAACCCUGUGUAUCACCAUUAUCUUUCAGUGUAGAUUUUACCCACUGAGGGUUAUUGAAACAGGAGGAGACCAUGAAAGCAGCAGUUGAUAGGAAGUCAGAGUCUGAGGUGUUGUGCUCGGCCUGGCUGGAGUGGAGAUAAGAGCUUGGGCGAGAGAGAAAACAGAGUUUGAUGAGACGAGCAGAAUACAAAUCAGUGUCUACUGUCCCUCAGCCAGACUGCCGAAUAAAACCAAUAUUAGUGUGUCUGCUGAAAUGGACAGUGAUUCAGCAACUAUAAUAGCUUUACUGGUUGUGCAUUGAAAUGGUACGAGCAUAAUCAAAAGCUCUAAUAUGAAACUAAAUAGCAAUCACCUUUUCUGUAAAUCUCAAUUUUGGAGAUUUUGUCUCAGAACCCAGUGUGUCUCCAAGACUGAAAUUAUGGAUAAAGGAUCCAUCAGGUCCCAUGGAUACGUGUGACAACCAACAGUGACACCCAUCAAUGCAGCCCUCGCACCAUGCCGAGAAGACAAAGGAGGCCCUGAUUUGAUUGUGGUGAUGUGGCUCAUCUAGACCUUGAACAAAGGUUUAAAGGGGAAAGGCAAGAUGGAUCAGGAUAAUAGCUCCGUUGAUCCGUUCUUCACCAACGCCACGGAGAGCUCUGAACCCACAAAGGCACUAUGGGACAAAGCCACGCUCCUGGGGCUCCAGAUCUUCCUGUCAGCCAUCCUGGCAAUCGUCACCCUGGCCACCGUGCUGUCCAAUGCCUUUGUCAUCGCCACCAUAUUCCUGACUCGGAAGCUACACACGCCAGCCAACUUUCUGAUUUGCUCGCUGGCUGUGACAGACCUGCUGGUGUCCAUCCUGGUCAUGCCUAUUAGCAUCUUGUACACAGUGAGUAAGACGUGGGCCCUGGGGCAGAUUGUCUGCGACAUCUGGCUGUCAUCGGACAUCACCUUCUGCACUGCCUCCAUCCUGCACCUGUGCGUCAUCGCGCUGGACCGCUACUGGGCCAUCACUGACGCCCUGGAGUACUCCAAGCGCCGGACAAUGCGUCGAGCGGGCCUGAUGAUAACAGUGGUAUGGGUGAUCUCCAUCUCCAUCUCCAUGCCGCCGCUCUUCUGGAGGCAGGCCAAGGCCAACGAGGAGGUGAUGGAGUGCAUGGUGAACACGGAUCAGAUCUCCUACACGCUCUACUCCACCUUCGGGGCGUUCUAUGUUCCCACUGUGUUGCUGAUCAUCCUCUACGGCCGGAUCUACGUGGCAGCCCGCUCACGCAUCUUUAAGACACCAGUGUCGUGCGGCAAGCGUUUCACCACGGCCCAGCUCAUCCAGACAUCCGCCGGCUCCUCCCUUUGCUCCAUCAACUCUGCCUCCAACCAAGAGGGCCACCUGCACCCCGGAGGGGGAGGCAACACGGGAGGAGUGGCAGUAAACGGAGGUGGAGGAAGCAGUGGUGGGUCGCCUCUCUUCAAUAACUGCGUGAUGGUGAAGCUGGCUGACAGCGUGCUGGAGAGGAAGCGUCUGUGCACCGCCCGGGAGAAGAAGGCCACCAAGACGCUGGGCAUCAUCCUGGGAGCCUUCAUCGUGUGCUGGCUACCCUUUUUCGUGGUCACCCUGGUACUGGCCAUCUGCAAAGAAUGCUGGUUCCACCCAGUGCUCUUCGACGUGUUCACCUGGCUUGGCUACCUAAACUCGCUCAUCAAUCCCGUUAUCUACACUGCCUUCAAUGACGAGUUCAAGCUGGCCUUCCACAAACUCAUCAAGUUCAAGAGAUGCUACUAAGGGAAUGCGAGUAUUGUACAUACAAAAUAUAUCAUAACCCAGUGUUUCCCAAACGUGGGGUCUCCUGAUUUGAAAAUGGGGUUGCGAGAGAAACUCUGAAGGAAACAAAAAUAAUUGUGCUUGGUUCAUAAAACCGGGGUUACGUCAGUUGUAAUAAACAGAGCGGUUUCUGUUUUCUUAUUACAAAUGUGGUUCUAUUUUUUGCGGGGGGGUAUAAACUACAAAAUAUUAUGAUCCCAUCACUGAAAGAUAAGACUCAGGCACAUGUAUGUGUCUUCUGUUUCCCUCUACAGUGCCCACAAGCCUCAUUAGAACAGAGUGGACAAGACCAGGUACUAAAUAAGACUGGGGUGAAAAGAACAUCAUUCGCUAAUUUUCCAUCCAAUUUGUAACAGAUUUUCAUGCGAAUAUUCUCAAAUCUGCCAAAAACAAUAUGCGCCAUCAACUGAACUGAAUUAUUGAGGAUAAAAUUCUGUGCAUGAUGACGUAGUGCACAUAAAAGUAACUUUUGCCGUUCAAUUCCCAUGUACCGAAUUAAAAAUACAAGUUAAAUGGGUUUCCAUCACAUUUUCAACUCAACUGAUGGUUUUGCGUUAUAUUGCAAAUGUGCCCUCUCUGGUCUUGGCACAUGCGCUGUAGCCAACAGUUCGCAGAUACAGUGCAGGUAGGCUACCUACAUUGAGAUUAUUAUGGAUAAGGGCGAGAUUAUUUGUAUGAAUGAAUGACAUUUUAUUUUCAUGUGAAAUUGCCAAUUGGCAACCCAUCCUUUACGGGAUUAAUUGACACAAACAAACAUGAAAAUAAUUCACUAUGGUAAUUAAAUGAGAAUUCUUAUUCUGGUGUUCUCUGCAUUGCGCAUCGUGUACAGAGUGAAAAAAAGUAAGGUAAAAAUCAAUACAUAAGUAGCCUAAAUAAGGUUGUAUUUGUCAAACGGAAGCCAAACAUCGAUCAUCAUGUCACCAGAAUAUGACCUUCAAUAUUUAUUGAAAAGGAGCAUUAAACUCAUCACCUUGCACAUUCACCUCCCUGUGAAGUUCAUCAUAAUUGAUUUAAUCUUGUUUAAUAAACUGCAUGAUUUCCCGAGUCAUAGUGGGAGGACCACACAACAUAGAGUGGUGAUGGUUAUUACAGUAUAUCAAUAGUUGCACAUAAAGCCACAACAUUUUUUCUCAUAAUUAAUUUUACCGACACAAAAAUAUCUCAUCAUGUCUCAUGAACAAAUUGUCUGUCGGCAUUUAUAAAAUUGUACAGGCAAUUCAUGUUUCCUUCUGCCCAUCUUGAUUUUUUUCAUGCAUCAGUUAAUUAAUCUGCAUGAAAUGGUUGGAUUAAAACGUGGUUAUUGAACUUCUUUUCUACACAGAAGAUCAUACAAAACUGUUGUCUGAUGAUCUUCUGAACUUCCCAAUACCUUUCUGAUGCAUUUCAGUCACUUCAAACCAUACUUCCUUCAGCAUGAAAUACUGUCAAAAGUACUAUCAGACUGAUUUGUAAUAGACUGUCAUAUACCCGAUUAAAAAAUGAAACAUUGGCCGUUGAUUACAUCACCUUUUUUUUUUUACAGGAUGGGGUCGCGGAAAAAUGUGGAUAUCGAAAUGGGUCGUGGGCAAAAAAAGAUUGGGAACUCCUGUCAUAACCUAUUCUCUCGCAAUUCUUAGUAAAUACCGGUAUGGGAAUAUAGGGUCUAUUCAUAUAAACACUGUACUGUGGCAUUUGUUCAUGUUGUAAACACAUGCUCAUUGUGUUUGGUCUCUGUACAUUUGUUGUACAUUGGAACUUCAUUGACAUGCUUAUGAAGUGCCAUACAUCUUACAGAUAUUUCCUUACUAGAAAUGUAUGCAUGCAUAAGAAAAAUUGAAUCAAAUAUUCCAAGCACUAUGAAACUCAUUAUAAAUGAGGGUUUGGGUUGGCAUAUUACAGACCCCAAAGGAAUAGACUUAUCAUACAUGUUUGAGACAAAUGAAGGAGUCUCUAAAGUAUAAGAACUGGUCCUUCUUUGGAUGAAAGACAUAAGGUAAUUAAUCCGUGGAUUAUUUUUGAGCAGUGGAUUAUAAAGCCCCAUUGGACUGGGAAAGACAUGGUAAAUUGUUACAGAAGUGUCACAUACAGAGGCGGAUCUUCCUUAACACGUCUGUUGUACAGUACAAUAGAGAAAUACGUAUAUAAAGAUUCAGUCUUACUGUGUCUCUCUAUGUGGCUGCAUUUGUUUAUGUGUGGAGGAGUUGUCACCUUGCUCUAGGUGUAAUGAUGUGUGGGGAGGGGAGAGUUACAGUGAAUGAAAUGUGGACAUAUUUUUCACCAGUGUGGCAUCAGCUUAUUGUAUCCAACUGAUUAAACUUUAAACAUUA
Salvelinus fontinalis (brook trout) is the source of this 5318-nucleotide messenger RNA. Its product is annotated as 5-hydroxytryptamine receptor 1D-like. Gene Ontology annotation, cellular component: dendrite; plasma membrane. The transcript is spliced from 2 exons. The record is from RefSeq and is a predicted model, not a curated record. NCBI's taxonomy places the organism in Eukaryota, Metazoa, Chordata, Actinopteri, Salmoniformes, Salmonidae. Gene Ontology annotation, biological process: vasoconstriction; chemical synaptic transmission; regulation of behavior. Gene Ontology annotation, molecular function: neurotransmitter receptor activity; G protein-coupled serotonin receptor activity. Bases 1795 to 2973 code for a protein of 392 amino acids.